Molecule: messenger RNA, 2118 nt
Organism: Colletotrichum graminicola M1.001
Lineage: Eukaryota; Fungi; Ascomycota; Sordariomycetes; Glomerellales; Glomerellaceae
Product: AMP-binding enzyme
Exons: 3
Coding region: 1-2118 (705 amino acids)
Biological process (GO): long-chain fatty acid metabolic process
Cellular component (GO): endoplasmic reticulum; membrane
Molecular function (GO): long-chain fatty acid-CoA ligase activity
Source: RefSeq, a predicted model, not a curated record
AUGGCUCCCUCAAAAGACGUCGCCGCAUACAUACAGGAGCUGGCCACCCCGCCGCCUCCAGGUUCCCCUUACGGCCUGCCAGUCCCCGGUUCUGAGAAGGAGGGUCGCAGCGCAAUCUACCGUCAUUGGCGCUUCCGCGACGGUCCUCUGCUGUCCACACUUGAUUCCGCUACCCAGACCGUCCACGACCUGUUCGAAGAGGCUGCCAAGAAGCGCCCCAGCGCGAGGUGCCUGGGUCACCGCGCUUGGAACGCUGCCACCAAGGAAUGGGACAAUAAGUACACCUGGCAGACAUAUGCCGAGGUUGCCGAGCGCCGUAAGAACUUUGGUGCCGGCCUCGUAGAAGUCCACCAGAACAUUGGCAUCACCAGCGACCACUACGGCGUUGGCCUGUGGUCUCAGAACCGCCCCGAAUGGCACAUUGCUGAUCUCGGCGCUGCGUCCCAGUCCCUCUUUACCGUCUCUCUGUACGAGACCCUCGGCCCGGAUACGACUGAGUACAUUAUUAACCACGCCAACCUGACUUGCGUUGUUACGUCCUUGCCGCACAUCCCCGUUCUGCUGAAGCUUUCGCCGAGACUUCCCUCUCUCAAAGUCAUUAUUUCCCUCGACCCCUUGGACGCUGGCGAGCCUGACGGCUACUCUAAGCUGUCGGUCCUGAAUGGUAUCGCCGCCCAACAUGGUAUUCAGAUCCACUCCAUGGCUGGCAUUGAGGAGCUUGGCCUCAAGUCUGCCCGCCCCAUGCGCCCCCCUCGUUCAACCGACUGCGUUACAAUCAACUACACCUCGGGGACGACAGGAAUGCCCAAGGGCGUUGUUCUGACUCACGCCAAUGCCGUUGCCGGCAUUACAGCCGCGAGAUCGACCGGGACAGUCACUUACAAGGAUGUUCAUAUCUCCUACUUGCCUUUGGCUCACAUUUACGGGAGAAUGGUCGACCAAUGUGCCUUGUCCGAGGGUGCUGCUGUUGGCUUCUUCCGUGGUGAUAUCGUUGGGUUGGUCGACGACAUGAAGAUUCUCGAGCCGACAGGUCUCAUGUCCGUCCCCCGAUUGUUUAACCGCUUCAAUUCUGCCAUCCGGGCCGCCACCAUCGACGCCGACGGUAUUAAGGGAUCCCUGUCCCGUCAGGUUAUCAGUACCAAGAAGGCAAACAUGAAGCUGCCCGUGGGCAAGGCGAGCAACUCCCACUUUCUGUACGACAGAAUCUGGACUCCCAAGGUUCGUGCCGCUGUCGGUCUCAAGAAGGCCCACAGCAUGGUGAGUGGCAGCGCUCAGCUGGAUCCCGACGUGCACGAGCUCCUCCGAGCCGCCUUUGGCAACCACUUUGUCCAGGGCUAUGGCCUGACGGAGACCUACGCCGUCUCGACCGUCCAGUUGAAGGGCGAUUUCACCUUGGGCAAUAUCGGCCCGCCCGCCCCCUGUAACGAGAUUUGUCUCGAGUCCGUUCCCGACUUCGACUACCAUGUUACCGACAAGCCGUACCCGCGUGGUGAGAUCCUUCUUCGCGGUCCUAACAUCUUCCAGGAGUAUUAUAAAAACGAGGAGGAGACGAACAAGGCCCUUGAUGCCGACGGCUGGUUCCACACGGGAGAUAUUGGCGAGGUCGACAACAUGGGUCGCUUCAAGAUCAUCGACCGAAAGAAGAACGUGCUCAAGCUCUCUCAAGGAGAGUACAUCUCUCCCGAGCGCAUCGAAAACGUCUACCUUGGUAGCACCAAUCUGGCGGCCAUGGCUUACGUCCAUGGCGACCCGGCUCAGUCGUGCCUCGUCGCCAUCUUCGGCGUCGACCCCGAGCACUUUGCGCCGUUCGCCAGCAAGGUCUUGAAGAAGAAAAUCGACAAGGCCGACCUCGCAGCGAUCAAGGCUGCUGGCGCUGACCCCAAGGUCAAGAAGGCCUUCCUUGCGGAGCUCGACAAGAUUGGCCGAAGCCACAAGUUCAACAGCUACGAGCGCGUGCGCAAUGUCUACCUGACGAUUGAUCCUUUCACCAUCGACAAUGAGCUAUUGACGCCUACUCUUAAAAUGAAGAGACCCCAGGCUGCCAAGGCAUUCCGUGCGCAGAUCGAUAAGAUGUACGAGGAGGUCAAUGAUGCGCCUGUGGCCAAGCCUAAGCUCUAA